Rhopalosiphum padi (bird cherry-oat aphid) is the source of this 2187-nucleotide messenger RNA. Its product is annotated as armadillo repeat-containing protein gudu-like. Gene Ontology annotation, molecular function: protein binding. The coding region runs from base 1 to 2187 and encodes 728 amino acids. The transcript is spliced from 10 exons. The record is from RefSeq and is a predicted model, not a curated record. NCBI's taxonomy places the organism in Eukaryota, Metazoa, Arthropoda, Insecta, Hemiptera, Aphididae.
AUGGCAGAUGAGCAAGUUGAAUUAGCGUCAAAAGAUGUUUUUGUUUUAUUGGGAGUCUCUGUUCCUGAAAAUCUAGAUGUCGGAACUAAACGGCAAGAACAAGGUGAUACAAAGGACAUUGAAAAUGAAUCAGUAUUUACACUCGAUGAAAGUGACAAAGUGCAUUUUAUGAAUGUUGUCGAACCACUCGUGAUCGAUGUGACACCACGGGAGGAUUUGGACAAUAGUUCUACUGAUAGUUUAACUCAAACUGAAAUGGAAGAACAACGGUGGUAUAAUCCAACAUUGAACACUGGACUAGAAAAAUCUGAUUUUGAAACUUUAAAAAGACUGUUAGCAGAAAUUAAGAAUACUGACCCGACAAAAACUCUGGCUGCGUUGAUCAAACUCAAAAUGGAAAAAAUAUUAGAGGGACCAUAUCAAAACAUGUUUGUUGCUUUAAACGGCUUCAAAGUGUUAGUUAAUUUACUGGAAUGUAACAAUGAAGAUUGUAUGGAAAACGCCUUGAUCAUUAUACACGAAAUGUCCCAACAUUACGGAAUCCAAUGUUCGUUGUGUAAAUUGGACGCAGUGAAACCAUUGAUGAAUAUUAUGUUAUUAAAAAACAACUACAACGUCAAAUACUUAGCUUCAGAAACGAUAUAUAACAUUUCCAAACUGAGAAGAGGCAGAAAGCUUAUUCGUCUUAGUGGCGGUAUUAAGAUCAUGGUAGCAAUGAUAAACAUAUCGAAACACAUAUUACCCAUGUACUUAAAUAGUAUGGACGAGACAAAUCGGACCACAGUGAGAUUGAUGAACUGCUGUUCCGGUACCCUAAGACAACUGUGUCGGUCUUUAAAAAGCCAAAAACAGUUGUGGGAAACUGGAUUCGUGCAACUGCUUUCUGAACUGUUGAACUCUGUACAUGGCGAAACUCAAAUUUCUAUAAUGAGUUUAGUUGCAGAAUGUUGCCGUACGCGGCCAGAAGUUAUUAGACAAAAUAAAAGCAUUAGAGUAGCACUGAAAGAGCUAAACAUUUUGCAGCAAGUCAUACAGUUUUUAGUCAGUGAUACUACCCCGCUUGCGGAAAAAGCGGCUGAAACGUUACUGUGCAUGUUCGAUGGCAGUCCUGAUAUAUACGACAUACUGCUGAAAUACAAGGGGAUGGAAGCCAUAUUUAAAGCUUUAUUAAAAUUCCAGAAUGACGACCACGUUAUGGUGUUAGUUAUCACCCUGCUGUGGAAGACAUCGUUGCACACGAAAUGCAGACAAGUUAUCGAGAAAGACCUCGUUGUAGAUUCCCUAUUGGAACUGUUAGCAUACAAAUAUGACGAUCGGGUGAUCGGCUACGCAGUUGCUACGUUGUCUGAACUGUGGACAUCGGAAUCUUUGCGAAACAAACUUAGACAAUUAGCCGUGCCCAAGUAUCUGGACCUACUCAAUAUUAGUCUGCACAGCUUAGUGUUGGCACACGUAUGCACCGCUCUGGGUCGGGCAUCCAGUGACCCACAGACUAUGGAAAUGAUCGAUGAAGCCAAAGGGUUUCGGUUGAUUUUCGUGCUGUUGCCGUCCCUUGACGUGGACGAGUUUGACAAGUACGAGGACUUCUAUGAGCCACAAACGAUUAUUGCCGUUGCUGAAUGUCUGGCCAUGAUAGUUGAAAACACAAAAUUCAGUCUGAAUCCUCUCAAGGGAAUGUACGAGGCGGUCUGUGAUCUAGUAGAUUUAUUGACGCACAAGAAUUUGGAUUUUUUAGCGGCAGUUUGUCAUCUGAUUGACGUGAUUGCUACAUUCGAAGAGAAUUUAAAAAUAAUGCUUGAUGCAGGAAUCGUUGAAAAUUUGUCAAAUCUCGUAUUUACGGAGCAUACAAACUUGAGAGCUAAUCUUUGCAAAGCUUUGGGUAAAUGUUGCACCAUUGGUUUGACGGCGCGUAGAUUCAGUAGCCAAAACGUUAUUGAUCAAUUACUUAAGUACACGCAGUCAGAACACUCAGUCGUCAGAGACAACGUUCCUCUUGCGCUUAGUGGACUAUCAGAAGACCCAUUAAGUUGUGUAAGAAUUGAAGCUUUAGGAUUUCUUCCGUUUUUGAAAAAAUGUAUACAUUCGGAUAAACCUAAAACGGCCAUGGCUGCUGUUAACUGUUUAAGUAACGUAAGGAAAGCAAGCGCAGCUAUAGGCCAGCUUCAAGAAUGUACAACGAAACAUUGA